CCAAAUCUCUGGUUCAGCAGCAGAAAUAUGGCUUUCAGUGGAAAAUACGAGGUUGAAAGUCAACAAAACUAUGAUGAGUUUAUGAAGGCUAUUGGUAUUCCAGAUGAUGUCAUUGAAAGAGGAAGAGAUUUCAAGUUUACCACAGAAGUUGUUCAGAACGGCAAUGACUUCACUUGGUCCCAGAUAUACCCAGGCCACACUAAGACCAACAAGUUCACUGUAGGUCAAGAGUCAGAAAUGGAAACUGUGAGCGGCAAAAAAUUUAAAGCAACUGUUCAACUUGAAGGUGGAAAACUAGUUUGUGGAUUUGGAAAAUAUCUUCACACAUCAGAGAUAGCCAAUGGAAAACUGGUGGAGACAUCAGUGGCUGGUGGUUUAACCUUUGUAAGAACUAGCAAAAGGCUGUCCUAAAGCAAGAAACUCAUGGUUUAUAUUGUAUUCAAUAAAAAAUAAAAAAAAUUGAUGAAGAA
Bombina bombina (fire-bellied toad) is the source of this 470-nucleotide messenger RNA. RefSeq names its product gastrotropin-like. The transcript is spliced from 4 exons. Gene Ontology annotation, molecular function: fatty acid binding. The record is from RefSeq and is a predicted model, not a curated record. NCBI's taxonomy places the organism in Eukaryota, Metazoa, Chordata, Amphibia, Anura, Bombinatoridae. Gene Ontology annotation, biological process: fatty acid transport. Bases 28 to 411 code for a protein of 127 amino acids. Gene Ontology annotation, cellular component: nucleus; cytosol.